Molecule: messenger RNA, 3759 nt
Organism: Fusarium odoratissimum NRRL 54006
Lineage: Eukaryota; Fungi; Ascomycota; Sordariomycetes; Hypocreales; Nectriaceae
Exons: 3
Coding region: 51-2192 (713 amino acids)
Biological process (GO): positive regulation of transcription by RNA polymerase II
Cellular component (GO): nucleus
Molecular function (GO): zinc ion binding; DNA-binding transcription factor activity, RNA polymerase II-specific; transcription cis-regulatory region binding
Source: RefSeq, a predicted model, not a curated record
CCUCACUCCCCCAUCUUCAGAUGAAUUAGUAUUGACUCAAACGAAUUAGUAUGUCCAACACCAAAUCCAGACGAACGCACUCUUUCGGCGGGUGUAAGACAUGUCGGAAACGUCAUCUCAAGUGUGAUCAGUCUCUUCCGAGGUGUACUCGCUGUAAGCAGGCGGGACUGAACUGUGAGGGUUUCACGCCGGCGCUGAGAUGGUUGGUUUCGACGGGGAGGGAGGUUUAUGAUAGGCAGCCUACGCAGAUUGCUGAUGUUGGGGCGGAGCAGUACUCGAGGAGACAUUUGUUCACUGAGGAGGAUAGGGAGCUUAUGAGCAAUGCUCUUGUUACGAAUGUUCCGUCGACGGUGACGGCUGCUUUGAACCAGAUUGAUGAGGAGUCCAAGGGACUUGAUAUUAAAGAUGACGCAGCGAAUACCUGUGAAGUUGGGCCUUUUCAAGUCUUCAAAUUUGAAACCAGUCAAUCCGUCACGACGCCAUCAGACCAUGUCUCAUUCAACGACAUGGAUCUCGACACUCUUUCCGAGAACCAAACCCAAGACUUUUCAGAAACCAUCGAAAACGAUCAAAUCGCCUCCAAUGACUUCUCAACAACGUCCCUCGAUUUUCUGCACUGGGGUGAUUUAUUCACCUGGGACGUCAGCGUUCUCGACAAUCCGCCUCAACUCCCCUACGACAACUUCGACACUUUGCCCAUGAAUCUCAAUUGGCCCAACGAGACCAACAUGGGUUUCUCCGAAUCUUUGGACAUGAUGCCUUUUGAAACAGCGAGCGAUGACGUUGCGUGGCCACAGCUCGAUCUCAUGAUGGAUGCACCGCUUCUUCUGAAGCACUUCAACGACGACGUCAUCAGCCAAAUGGGUUCUCUCCCCAUCAACGAAAAGUCAGCUUGGAAGACUCUUCACUAUCCCUCUGCUAUAAUGACGCUGAGCGAGUUGACGAUGUUGGAUGUGGACAAAGAUCAGAUCAAGCGUGCCAAUCUGGCUACCUUUUACGCUCUGAUAGCUGUAUCGUCAUUCCACCUCUCCCUCAACUCCAUCACGUUCCCAAGUCUAGCUCGACCUGGUGAUCAUUGGAAAUCUCUGUCAAGUCGCACAUACGAAGCUGCGAAACAACAUCUUAAAGUCAGUCUCGAAAAGGAAUCGCAGCCUGGACCGCAUAAAGCGAAGUACAAAGAGCAACUGAUGGGUAUAAGUGCCGUGCUAGCAACAGCACUUCUCUCUGGCAACGAAACAGACACACGGUGGUGUCUCACCGAAAUGGAACGCCUCAUAAGCUGGCGCGGCCUCACCAAGCCAAGCAUAUCCCGCCGCGCCCGUCUUCUUCACAACAUCUACGCCUGGAUGCGCAUCGUCUCCGAGAGUCUCAACGUGUACCUCGACGAGAACCACGCCAUCGAGACACCCUUCCGCACCACGACCUCACGAUCCAUUAAUCCCGACAUGACACUCGACAACUUCCUGCAUCUCGAACCGCGAAAACUGCACGGUCAGAAGACGAAACGCGAUAUUAAAGAUAUUCACCUCGCGGAUGCGUCGCAGGAUCAUGAGAAUAUGUAUAUGCAGAUCUACGGCGUUCCAGAGACGUGGCUUAGUUUGGUGUCGCAAAUAACACGUCUCGCCAACGUAAUGGAUCGUUUGUGCGCUUCUAAAAAGUCCGACGCAGAAGCGCUCAUGGCAUUACAGCCGCGCGCUUCAUACCUCGAAAACGCAGUCUGUCUGUUCCGCUCACGACACAACGAGAGCACAACUAUGAGCGCAAGUCCCAGCGCCCCAGGUGGAACACCACACAUGCACAUGGUACGCGCCCUCGCCUCCGCGCUGGUAAUAUUCUUCUACCGACGUAUCCGCAACGUGAACCCCCUCGUUCUGCAAGAUAGCGUCAACGACGUUGUUGAGUCGUUGCAUGCGUUUGAUGAAGCGUUGGAAAGGAAUAAUCUGCUUGGACCGGGGACAGCGUGGCCUGCGUUUAUAGCGGGGGCGGAGGCGAGGGCGAGGCAGAGGAGGGAUAUAGAGGAGUGGUUGGAUAAAGGGUUCGGGAGGAGUGGGUUUGAGAGUUAUAGGGCUUCGAAGGAGGUGCUGGUGGAGGUUUGGAGGAGGAGGGAUGAGGCGGAGGGGAUGCCAUCUGGGGAUGUAUGUACAUGGAUGGAGGUUUGUAGGGAUUUACAUCGUUGGCCAUUGGUGUCUUAGUUACGGCUUAAUAAUUACGAAGUUAUGCAAGUUAUCAAAUAUAUAUUGAUCGAGACUAUUGUUUGGCUUUAAACUUUUGCUUCCAGCCCCCGGGCGACAACCUCGUACAUGGUGUACAGCAUCGCGCCCAACGUUGGUCUUAUAGGAGUAGCUGGUCCACGCGUGCCGGCCAUGGCCAUCAGGAGGCAGUAGCAAAAAGGCCCACAGCCAGUAGACUCAAUCAACAAUUGAUCGGUUGAUCUGCAGGUCCGCCGAGGCCCUGACGCAUGUACGAGCCGUGUGAUGGAAGUCUUACUCAAAAUACUAAAUGGGGCCAGACUUGAUGCCAUUUGCGAGCUUGUUCUUCGUUUCGGAAUCGGGUGUUUGGUCCCUUCAGAGAGAUGAUGUUCACUCAUGCUGCUAUGGACGAGUCGGCGGUGGUACGGAGACGCGACAUGGCUUGGUUCGAGCUGUUGUGAUCAGCCAAUGGCAUCAAUGCAAAGCUCUUUGCAUUUUGCGAUGACUCGGACCGUCUGCACACACAGCAUUCGUAGACCUAGCGUCGGCGAAUGGUAGGGUUGGUCGUCUCGAGGGUUUUAGCGGAUACGCACGAGGUCGCGGACAUCGGUUGUCUUUUGUGAUCAUCCUCCUGACAACGUCCCAUCACGACCUUCGAUGCAUGGCUUCGGGUUAUUGACAUGGCGAUAUCACAACCCAACAUCGACCCGUCUUGCGUCGCUGUUAGGCUGAAGCCUUUGGGAGUCAGGUCUUGCAGCACCAGGUAUUGGAUCAAUAGUCGCGAAGGCUGAGCCGUCGAGCGUUUCUCCCGGCAACGAACGAUCCUGAGUUCCGUCUUGAUGCGCCUCGAUCCUAAAUGGUAAAAGUACUGGGACAGGUCUGGAAUGACGGAGGAUGGACUCAGCAGGCUCUCCGACUGGCAUUUCGGGCUCCAAAGAGCCUACGAGGUUCAUUCCCCAUUGUCCCAAACCUAUCUUGUGCCCUCAUCCCAUCUCCGUAGACUGGAACCCAUCGAGAACAUUUGCCCUGAACCAAGGAACGUAAACAUCCCUCGCCCACCUGGCUAGCUCCCUUAUCCCCGCGACAACAGCAUACGUAUCCAGAAUACUCUGCGUCGUGCCAAACUGUCUCUCCGUCCAAAGAACAGUCUUGUCCCCCUCCAACGUCGAAAACACAAAGAGCCAGCGAUGACCCUGCACGAUAAUCCCCGGUAUAAAUCCCAAUUGGCCCAAAACAUCGUUCGCUUUUUGUUUUCGCAGUAUUUCCUCUUCUGCUGUCAAGGGCUGUGCUGUAAGGCCAACGACGGAGCGGAGGAAAGCCCAUUGCGCGGCAUGCCAGACUCCCAUCUGGAGUUGCGCAGCGUCGAGUUCUUUGCCAGGACGCUUAGUCUCGAUGCUCAGAACUAUAGGGGACAAUUGGAGGGGCGCGAAGUCGGUGUGGUUUACGGUGAGGGUUGGUGUUCGACGGCCGAGGGCUUGGAGGGCGUGGGAAUCGGUGGGCUUGAGGUAGAGGCAGAAGUCGACCAUUUUGGCUGUCGAGGAGUAGGGUACGAAGCGACGGUGCGGACGGG